Molecule: messenger RNA, 1359 nt
Organism: Phoenix dactylifera (date palm)
Lineage: Eukaryota; Viridiplantae; Streptophyta; Magnoliopsida; Arecales; Arecaceae
Product: 2-deoxyglucose-6-phosphatase-like
Source: RefSeq, a predicted model, not a curated record
AGAUAUCGUGGGGACAGUCUGGGGUACGCGUAGUAGCGUCGAAAAUCACGUUUGCUAAGGGAGCGAGGAGGGAAAACAGGGGCGACAGGGGGGAAAGGAAGGAGAUUCGGCGAAUCUCCUCCACCCAUCUGCUAUAAAUUCGCUUCUCCUCUUCUCUCCUUCGACCGCUAUCUCUCUCUCCCCUGUCCGCGGCCGUCCUCUUUGAUCGGAGGAACAGAGCUUAACAUCGUUGGGUUUAGCGAUUUUGAGGAGAAGAUGUCGGAUUUAACCAACUCCCAUGCUGCCGAGAGUUCUAUCUCUGGACUCGCUCCUCUUGAAGCUGUUUUGUUUGAUGUUGAUGGAACACUAUGUGAUUCAGAUCCUAUGCAUUACCAUGCUUUUCGAGAAUUGCUGCUAGAGAUUGGUUACAAUAAUGGUGUACCCAUAACGGAGGAGGACUUCAUUGAGAAAAUCGCUGGCAAGCACAAUGAGGACAUUGGCAAAGCUUUAUUUCCUGAUUGGGAUCACGAGAAGGCUGUGAAAUUCAUUGAUGAUAAGGAAGCUAUGUUUCGGAGGUUGGCAUCUCAACAGUUGAAUGCAGUGGAUGGGCUCUACAAGCUACGAAAAUGGAUCGAGGAUAGAGGCUUAAAGUGUGCAGCAGUAACUAAUGCUCCAAGGCCUAAUGCUGAGCUUAUGAUUUCGAUACUUGGACUGUCUGAUUUCUUCCAGCAUGUAAUAGUUGGGAGUGAAUGCGAGAGAGCUAAACCAUUUCCUGAUCCUUACCUGAAGGCUGUCAAGCUUCUCAAUGCAUCUCUUGAACACUCAUUGGUGUUUGAGGAUUCUGCGUCAGGAAUAAAAGCUGGCGUGGCAGCAGGUAUUCCUGUAGUUGGAGUGAUGACAAGAAAUCCUGAAAAGUCACUUAGGGAUGCAGGAGCCAGUUUGCUUAUAAAGGAUUACAAUGACCAAAAGCUUUGGAAGGCACUGGAAGAUCUAGAGAGAGUGGAAGCCACAUUGAAGAAGGCUGAUGUUUGAGGUGGAUUUAUUCUUCAUUAGAUGAUAAAUAUAGUAUGGAUUACGGAAUAAGGGUAAAAUUGUGGCAUUUCAACAGGAGAAUUUAUUUGUGUACAACAACUUUACACAGACAAAUAUGCGAUUCUUUUUGGAAUUGUAAGGUCAUUUGCAAUGCCGAGGUCCUCUUGCAUCGCCAAUGAUCAAGAAAUUUGCAGCGAUACUCUCAGAUUUAACUUAAUGUGAUGGCAGUAGAUGUAACACCACCAAUUUGUUGUUCCCGUUGGUUAUCGUCAACGGUGAUAAAGACAGUACUACUGUAUUAUAAUCAUCAUAUGAAUUAAUGUUAUAAUUCUCUUUAGUUUGGAUGUU